AUGCUCAAGGAGUUCAAGAGAAAUGGUGACAAGUGCAUCAUCUUUACUCAGUUCAGCAAGAUGCUGGAUGUUCUCGAAACUUUCGUCUGCCACCACAGCUUCACGUAUGUUCGAAUGGACUCGAGCGUCAAGGUGGACCGACGGCAGGAGUUGGUUGAUCGGUUCAAUGAUGACGAGCGGAUUUUCUUGUUCAUCUGCUCGACCCGUGCUGGAGGUGUGGGCAUCAACCUGACGAGUGCAAACACUGUCAUUUUCUACGAUUCCGACUGGAAUCCAGCAAUGGACAGACAGGCCACGGAUCGAGCACACCGCAUUGGCCAGACUCGGGAGGUCCACAUCUAUCGCCUAGUCAGUGAACAUACGAUUGAGGAGAACAUAUGGCGGAGGCAACUGCAGAAGCGGGAGCUUGAUGACAUGGUUGUGGACCAGGGCCGCUUUACGACGGACGAACUCGAAAGCCUCCAUCAAGGUGGCUCUGCGCAAGAGGCUUGUACCGACGAAGUUGCAUCGCGCCCCAGAGCCACCGGGGUCACCUGGACCGCCCAAGAGGUGCGUGCCAUGCUGCAAGACGGCCAGAAACCUGAAGUGCAUCAUGCAGAUGCUGCAGCUUCCGAUGCUGUGCUGCCAAGCGAUGUCGAUACCCCCACUGACGCAUGCAACGGCACUGUCUUAGCCAUUUCAGGCACUGCGGUGGAGCAGCCGACGAGCAUAUCCGAAUUCGAGCACAUUCUGCAGAAAGUCGAGGAUGCUGAAGAUGCUCAGAUGGCAGCGACUGCGUCGUUGGAAUUGCAGCAGACCGAAUGCUUGCUGAAGGGAGAUUUUCAAUCCCAGCAACCUGUGGCUGAGAAAGCUGAGAAACUGGACUGGCUUAGUUUGCCACGUCUGGUCCGCUGGGGAGUCCAUCGAGUUCGUGUGCUUGAGGUGGACGAGGUGUUGGCGCGCCAGCGGCCCCGAACUGCUCGAAAAAGGCGUGCGCCAUUAGUAGCUUGA
Symbiodinium pilosum is the source of this 990-nucleotide messenger RNA. NCBI's taxonomy places the organism in Eukaryota, Dinophyceae, Suessiales, Symbiodiniaceae. The record is from the annotation of a GenBank genome assembly.